AUGAAGUUUUUCACCAUCGGUAGCGUUUCCGCGCUCUUCUGCAUCUUAGGGCCAGUGACAGCCAUGUCAAAUAAAAGUAAACAACAGCCAUUACCAGUGCCCAAGCCGAACCAAGAAUUCACCAUGUCUUGCCAAAAUGGGAACAGUUACGAAAAAUUUCAACUCGUCCUAGCAGUUCAAACAGCCAAACAAGUCAUGGGUCCCAAUAAUACACACAAUGGUUAUCCUUUUAGAUUAAAUUGGCCUCCGUAUGAAAUUCCCGGACAAUUGUGGUAUUAUCCUGUUGCAGAGGGCCAAGGUAUACAAGAUUUCGUUGUAUUCAACACAGACGAUCAGAUAGCGGGCGUAGUUACCCGCCAUGUUUUUAAUGGCCAAGAAAUCUUCAGACCUUGUGAAAUCAUUUAA
Blumeria graminis f. sp. triticale is the source of this 405-nucleotide messenger RNA. Lineage: Eukaryota; Fungi; Ascomycota; Leotiomycetes; Helotiales; Erysiphaceae. The record is from the annotation of a GenBank genome assembly.